AUGCAUUUACCCAAUUUAGUAAACAUAAAGGACUCAUCAUCUUCAUCUAAUAAAGCUUUUAAAAGAAACCCAUCAGGAAACCCCCCUUCAUAUAAUGAAUCAAUUUCACAAGUAUCAUCGCCGAUAUCAUUGACCCCUGUUUCCUCAGCAUCAAGAGUCCCAACACUUUCUAGUUCCAGUACAAGAUCGAAAACUUCUGGUAAUAUAAAGAAUGUUCCGUAUAAACCAUCUGCUGAACAACAAAGACAAAUAAAUCUAUUGGGUGGUGGCAGAAGUCCCAUAGCUGAACUUUCUACCGUUUCUAGUCAUUCACAAACGGAAUAUUUUGAUGUUUUGCCAUCGUUUCAAAUGUUCCAAAGUAUACUUAAACGAGAUGAUCGUCAAUUCCAAGAAGAUUUAUCUAGUUUACCACCUGGGUAUGGAGAUGUCACAAAUUCGUCGCCAACUCCUCCCACAUUAUCUCCUUCAAAUUCAAGAGAUCGUACUAUAGAUGAAGCCAUUGAAAGGUUAAAUGAGUAUGGCUUGGCUCAAGAGAGAGACGAAAUGAAUAAUGAUGAAUAUUUAUUUGAAGAACAUGAUCAUAAUAAUCAUAACAACAACAACAAUAAUAACACAUUACUGCCGGUUGGUUCAACUGUUAAUGCUAAUGUACAUAAUCAAAAUAUUGAAGUGACUCACGAUACAUAUGGUCAUUCACCACUAGAUAACAUAGAUAAAUUGCAUAAGUUACCACAUUCACCGAUAGAUAUUCAGAUCUAUGUUACUAAACAAAUCCCACAACCAAAUGCCAACAAUGAUUUAGAAACAAGAUUAAAAGAAUAUACUAGUGGUGAUUUUGUCAAUGGAUAUAUAACUGUUAUCAAUAAAUCCCAUGAACCAGUGGAAUUUGGGUUAUUUACUGUUUCUUUGGAAGGAACAAUAAAAUCUGUGGAAAGAAACCCUCAUGCAACCACUACUACUUCUGGAUUAACCAACAAGUUUCUGAAAAUUUUAAUGAAGAAAUUUUUGAAAAUGUAUGAUUUAAAUGCUUCUUAUGGAUAUGUUCAAGUACCCAAUAGUGCUGGGAUUGAAUAUGAACCAUUUUCUCAUGAUUUAUCUGAUGGUUCAGUUAUUGGUUUACCAACAGAUCGAUUAUUACAACCCAAUAUAAAGUAUAAGAAAUUUUUCACAUUUAAAUUUCCUCAUAGAUUAUUAGAUAAUGCUUGUAUAAAUUCAUUAUUACCUCAUUUAUUACCUCCUCCUUCAAUGGGGAUAGAUAGAACAUGUUUUUAUAAUCGUGGUGAAGGAAUACAACUCAAUAAAGCUUUAGGAUAUGGGUUUUUGAAUGUACGAGGUACUCCCAUGUUAACUAAAGAUUAUAGUUUUGAUGAUUUGAGUAUUUCUUAUACAAUAGAAGCAAAAUUCAUUGAUAGAUUAAAUUCUACUGAACCUAUAUCUCAUGAUGAAAUUAAUAAUAAUAAUGCUACUGCAGCAGAAUAUGUAAUUUCUAAAAAUGCUCAAUAUUUCCUUAGAUUUAUUCCUGAUUUAAAAGAACAAGUUCAAUAUUGUAAACGAUUCCAAAUAGGUGGAUAUCCAGUUAAUGGUAUUGGUGGGAAAUUUAUGCAACAAUAUUUGAAUAAACUUACUUGGAAAGAUAUUAAAUUACAAAAUUUUGAAGUUGAAAAAGAAAUUGAUGAAAAAUUGUUACAUAUGGAAUUAAGUCCUGAAGAAGUGAAAAAUAAAAAUUUAAUUAUUAAUGUCAAUAAUGAAAAUACUACUACUAAUAAUAAUAAGAAUGAUAAUAGUUUGAGACAAGAAUUUAAACCACCUUCUUGUGAAAUAGAGAAUAAUAUCAUUAUUACUAAAAUACCUACAGAAAUAUUUGGUAAAAAGAAAAAAAUGAUUUUAUCAUCUUUAGUUAAAAUUGGUGAACUGAAAUUAUCAGUUAUAAUACCUGAUAAAAUCAUACCGUAUGCAUCACCAAGAUUAUUAAUGAAAUAUAAUAAUAGCAAACAACAACCACAAGACGAAGAAGAAGAAGAGUUGGAUUCACUUCGACCGGUUUUGAGUCAUAUGGAUGAAAUAUAUAAUCGAAAUAAAGAAGAUAUUAUUGAUUCAAUAAAAUUGAAAUUAGAAUUUAUUACAACUGAUAAUAAUAUUCGUGCUCCAGAAAUUCAAUCAGUAGAUGUCAAUAUUAUAUUUUGGUCAUAUAGUACUGAUUAUCCAAUUCCAUUUGAACUUGGUUAUGAUUUUUUUUAUACUAAUGAAAAUAAUCAAGAUGAAUAUAUUAAAGAUCCUGUGGAAAUAACUAGAAGUAAUUUACAAAAUUUAAAAGAUCAAGUAUCAAAUUAUAUUUCAUUUGUUAAAGAAAAUAAAAUUUCUUUAAGUCGAGAUACAUUUUUAUAUUUGAAAUCAAUUAAAUCUUUAGGAGUUAAAAAAGAUACCAUUAAAGAUUAUUUCCAAAUAAUAACCGAUUCAAAUUUAUUAAAUCAUGAAGGAAGUUGGAAAGUUGAACAAUUGAAUAAUAAUAGUAAGGGUUUCCGUUAUUGUAAAGAUUUGACAAUUCCAUUAACAAUAUUGAAUAAGAAUAAUGUCAAUUUGUUACCAAGUUUCCAAAGUUGUCUUGUAGGGAGAUUAUAUUGUUUACAAGUUAUGGUCCGUUAUAAAGGAACUAAUAAUGAUCAAAAUGAAUUUGCUGAUAAUAUAGUUAAAGUAGAUGUACCUAUAUUAGUAGGAUAA
Molecule: messenger RNA, 2718 nt
Organism: Candida dubliniensis CD36
Lineage: Eukaryota; Fungi; Ascomycota; Pichiomycetes; Serinales; Debaryomycetaceae
Product: ubiquitin-ubiquitin ligase
Exons: 1
Coding region: 1-2718 (905 amino acids)
Biological process (GO): protein polyubiquitination; protein monoubiquitination
Cellular component (GO): ubiquitin ligase complex
Molecular function (GO): ubiquitin-ubiquitin ligase activity
Source: RefSeq, a predicted model, not a curated record